Pyricularia grisea is the source of this 1893-nucleotide messenger RNA. RefSeq lists its product as uncharacterized. NCBI's taxonomy places the organism in Eukaryota, Fungi, Ascomycota, Sordariomycetes, Magnaporthales, Pyriculariaceae. The transcript is spliced from 3 exons. The record is from RefSeq and is a predicted model, not a curated record. Bases 1 to 1893 code for a protein of 630 amino acids.
AUGGAACGCGCUGGCUUGACAGCACCAGUCCCCGUUUUACUCGAUGCUGGUGCUGCCAUGGUUAUACCAGCCCGACGGUAUGGUUUUGUAAUGUUGUUUGCUGUCGUUCUUUUGUUGCACACGCUGCCACAAGUAGUCACAGGGAAGUGUGCACCAAGGCCGAUCGUGUUACGUCUCGGAGAUGUUCAGAUCUCCAACGGCAAGACAGCCCGUGGCGUCGAGAUGGGCAUUGGUGAUCCUCAACAGCGCCAAGCGAUGCUUCCCCUGUGGAACCACGACGGCGUCUUACUCUAUGGCAUCAACGGUUCCUGCGAGGGUGCCUACAAUUUUGGGCCGGUCAACUGGACGACAGACGGCUGCCCGACUCUUCGGGGCGGGGCCUACAACGGACAAAAUUCGAAAACGCACAAGCCCGCCGGCGCAACCGAGGCAAACCUCUUCCAGACCGAAGGAGCGGAUAACAGGGACUGGGGUGACGCGAUGCGUUUCCUUGAUACAAUAACGCUCAACUCAAACCUAAGCUUGCCCGGGUUUCCAUUGCGCGAGGCGACUAGGGAUUGGGGCGCCCAAGGUUACACCCCGAUGCACGCUUUCGGCCUAGGGUCCAAUUCGACGAUCCUCCGGGCGCUCAAAGGCUCGGCCAAGAUCUCCUCGUUGAGCUGGGCCUUCGCCUGGGGGCGUCCUUCUAAGACGGCCGGAUCCAAAGGCGGUAUCGACGGGUCGGUUGUACUGGGUGGCUAUGAUAAGGCCAGGAUUAAACCCGGUGCCAAAAGGUAUACGCAGCCCAUUGCUGCCGAUAAGCCGCAGCAGUGCCCAUCGGGUCUGGUCGUUUCCAUUAACGACAUGGAGCUCAACUUUCCCAACGGCACCAACUUUAGCAUUUUCCCCAAGUCCAGGUCCAGUGCCAUCCAGGCCUGCGUCCAGCCGAACCUUCCCUUGGCCGUGCGCAUACCUUAUGAUCCAUAUGUCGACAACCUUUUGGGCGCCAUGGGCUACACUAUUUAUGACAUGGACCGUGCCUUUGGACUGAACUGGAACAAUCUCCGUUUUAAAAAGGAGCAAAAACCUUACGACGGAGCUAUGUCCAUCAAGCUCGGCAGCGGCAUGGUUGCUCGGCUCGAGAAUGACCAGCUCGUGGUCCCGCACCAGUCCGUCGACCGCAAGACGGGCGACAUAAUCAUCGACCGCGCCGAGCCUCCCGAGCUGCUCAUCGACUCGAUGCAGGACGUCAACGCGAAUGAUAUGGCGCAACUGGGCAUGCACUUCGCCGCUGUCGCUUACCUCCUCGUUAAUUACGACGCCGGCCAGUUCAGCAUGUGGUCGUCAGCUGACAUCGCCAAGGAUGCCGUGCCUGACCUGGUCGCCAUAGACGAACGCGGGCUGGACCUGACCGACGCUGAAUUUUGCGCGGCCGACAACUCGACAGGUAGUUCACCACCACCGGCUGUGGCUACCGUGCCCGCUAAGCCGUCACCAGAGGGUGAAGAGACUGGCGACGCUGCCGCCACCGCCACCACCGGCGGUGUCUCGCUGCCGACUGGGGCACUGGUAGGCAUUGUCGUCGGUGGAGCCCUCGUUCUUCUACUUGCCCUUGGCGUCAUUGUCUGGAUCUUGUUGCGACGGAGACGGCGGGGAAAGAAGGCGCCGGUCACCGCAACUGCAGCUUUUGAGGCACGGGGAACAGAAAAUAAGAAUUAUGCAAUAUACCAGCCGUACGGCGGUCCAACAUUUGGCUUAGGAAUCGACGCGGGGACCCAUCCUAUGGCCCAAAAGUCAGAGCUCAUAGACACUUCGUCCAUACCGCUCUAUGAGGUGCCGUCCACUUAUCUUUAUGAGGCGCCAGCUGGACAAACAGGACCGUAUCAAGGGAGGCGUUAUGAGCUAUCAGGAUAA